This is a messenger RNA of Cuculus canorus (common cuckoo), 6660 nucleotides long. Its product is annotated as fer-1-like protein 4. Gene Ontology annotation, cellular component: membrane. The coding region runs from base 304 to 6414 and encodes 2036 amino acids. Gene Ontology annotation, biological process: plasma membrane organization. Lineage: Eukaryota; Metazoa; Chordata; Aves; Cuculiformes; Cuculidae. The transcript is spliced from 46 exons. The record is from RefSeq and is a predicted model, not a curated record.
CUAUCCCGGUUCCCCUCCCCAGAUCCCCAUCCCGGAUCCCCUCCCCGGAUCCCCCUCCUCCUGGAUCCUCUUCCCGGUUCCCCAUCCCAGUUCCCUCCCCAGAUCCCCAUCCCGGUUCCUCUCCUCGGUUCCCUGCCCGGUUCCCCAUCCCGGAUCCCCAUCCCCGUUCCGUCCCCAGAUCCCCAUCCCGAUUCUCCUCCCCCGUUCCCUAACCGGUUCCCCAUCCCGGAUCCCCACCCCCGUUCCCCUCCCCGGAUCCCCUGCCCGGUUCCCCGGCCAUAGCCGCCCCUGUUCCCGGUACCGAUGUCUCUCAGCGUGGCGGUGCGGCGGCUCUCGGGGCUGCCGGGGCGCGGGGAGCGCCAGGUCCAGCUCCGGUUCCGAGGCUGCGCCCAAAGAACCAGGAGGGUCCGCGGCGGCGCCGAGGCCGAGUUCGGGGAGCUCUUCCACUGGCCGCACUACGGGAAGCUGGUGAUGGGGGAGCUGCUCUCCAUCAAGGUGUACAACUGCAGCAAGGUGUUCAGUAACAGGCUUCUCGGUACCCUGGUCCUCAGCCUUCAGCACCUGAUGACAUCCGGGAGGCUGAUCCUGCGGGAGGCCCUUGUGGACCGGAACCACAGAGUCACUGGUAUCUACAUUGAGUUGGAUUUGCGCUACCAGCCUCCAGAUGGAUCAGCAGGGACCUGGUUUGAAGAGGACUUUGUCUAUCAGAUGAAAGACAGUUCGAAGUUAAUCAUCUGCAAUCCUGGGUUUGAGGACCUGGAGGCAGCAGAGGGGCCACGAGCAAGCGAGCUGGACAGGAGGGCUGCCGCGCUGGGCAGGAAGCUGGUGAAAGGCCUGGACACUGAUGAGGAAGAGGAAGAGGAGGAGGAAGAUUUCUACGAUGUGUCUGAGAUGGAGGUGUCAGGCGUUGUCUUCAGCCCGGUGAAGAGCCGCUCCAGACUUUGCUCCGCACGGGACCUCUUUGCCACCCCAACCCCACAGAGCUUCCAGGUUGGGAUUAAUAUCAUUGAAGCACAGAAGCUGGUGGGGGUGAACAUUAACCCCUUUGUGGUAGUCAAGGUUGGAGAGGAGAAGAGGCACACGGCAACACAGAAGUCAACAAACUGCCCGUUCUACAACGAAUAUUUUUUGUUUGAAUUCCGUGAGCCAAGGGACGUUUUAUUCCACAGACUCAUAGAGAUCUCAGUUUUUCACUCAAAGAAGAUCCCAUUCCUGGGAACGUGCAUAGGGACAUUCAAGAUGGACAUUUUGACAGUGUACAGCCAGCCAGAUCACAGGUUUUUUCAGAAGUGGGCUGUUAUCAGUGACCCCACAGACACCCGGGCAGGUGUGAAGGGCUUUGUGAAGUGCAACAUCUCUGUCACUGCACGUGGGGACAUUGUGAGCUCUCUUCCCACCUCCUCCAGCAGCCAGGAUGUGGACAUUGAAAGGAACCUGCUGCUGCCUAAGAGAGUCCCUGCAGAGAGACCCUGGGCCAGGGUCUUCAUCAAGCUGUAUCGUGCUGAGGGCCUGCCCAGCAUGAGUGCAGGCAUCAUGGGGAGCUUCUCCAAGAUCAUAGGGGAGAAAAAAGUCUUUAUCGACCCAUACGUGCAGGUCUCGUUCUGUGGGCAGCAGGGUGAAACAUCAGUGGAGACCAACACCACCGAGCCUGAGUGGAAUGAGCAGAUCAGUUUCAUCGAGAUGUUCCCACCUCUGGCCAGGAAGAUAAAAAUCCAGGUGUUGGAUGAUGCGAAUGUUGGUGAUGUGGCCAUUGCUACGCACUACAUUGACCUGCAGCAGAUCUCAGACCCUGGCAGGAAUGGCUUUAACCCCACAUUUGGCCCAGCCUGGGUGAACCUGUACGGCUCCCCCCAGAACUCAACCUUGCGGGACAUCCACAAGGACCUCAAUGAGGGAAUGGGUGAGGGGAUCUUCUACCGUGGGCGCAUCCUUAUGGCCAUCACAGUGGAGAUCUUCAGCAGCCCUAGCGUGGCAGAGAGGAAGCUUGGGGACAAGGUGAAAGGUCCCCUAAGCAAACUGAAGCUGAAGAAGAAAAGUAAGAAGACCAAGGAGAAAGCCAAGGAGCUGAGCCAGAUGCAGGCAGAAGAGGAGGCUGGGGGACCUCAGGAGGCCGAGCAGCCUGGAGAGGUCACUGUGGAGGUGGAAGACCUUCAUCCACUCCCUGAGAACGCGUUGGGGAGGAAGGAGGAAUUCUUUCUCUUCGCUGCCUUCUUUGAAGCCACUAUGAUGGAUUCCUCGCUCACUUCCAAGCCUGUCAGCUUUGAAGUCUCUAUUGGGAACUAUGGCAAAACUGAAGAGUUUAUGACCAAAGCACAGAGAAAAGUGGAAAAGAGAGAAGUGGAAGAAGAGAAGCAGUCUUUGCUGGACCCUGCUUCAGAUGAUGAGCUGGAUGUUGAGGUCCUGGCCCCGCCUUCAGCAGCACUGAACAAGUCGGUGACGAAGAGCCAGAGACCAGAGCCCACAGAAUAUGAUAGGUCAUACAGCUGCCUGCCCAUGGUGCAUGAGAAGCCCUGCGUGUAUGUGUGGAGCUACUGGGAGGAUCACACCUGGAGACUCUGCAUUUCCAACUGGAUUGUGAAGCUGGCAGAGCGCCUGGAGCAGGGGCUGGAUGACGUGGAGAAGCUCAUGAAAAGGCCAAAGGCUAAAGCGGAGGAGCGGCUCAGAGAGGUGCUGGAGGAAUUUGUAGCUGGAUGCAGGCAAUAUUCCCUCAGUGCAGAGAGAAAAGCCAUGGCACAUCCAAACAACCUUGACAAAUAUCGGAUGAAAUACCUGAUGCGCAACAUCAUCCUGAGUGCAAAGCAGGGGCUCCGUGUGAGGCGGUGGCUGACCCGAGCCAACAUCAAGGAGAAGGUUAAGGAGACGAGGAGGAUCCUGACAAAGCUACGCUUCAUGGCUAAAGAGCCCCAGUGCACCCUCCCUGAUGUCCUUGUCUGGAUGCUCAGCAACAACAGGCGUGUGGCUUAUGCAAGAGUUCCUGCACAGAACAUCCUCUACUCAGUAGUUGAAGAGGAGAAAGGCAAGGACUGUGCAAAGAUCCAGACUGUCUUUAUGAAGGUCCCUGGCCUACACACUGGUGAGAUCUUUGCCAAACUGGAGAUCUACAUGUGGCUCGGGGUAACGAAAUAUGCCAAGAACUGUUUGGCAGAGCUGCCUGAGGAGUUCAAGUACCUCUCUGAGAGCGGGCAGGAGAUAGCCCAGCUCUCGGCCCACAGUCCUCCCAGCCGGCUCAGCAGGGAUGAUUUCAGCUAUUUCCAGCUCCGAGCCCAUUUGUAUCAGGCUCGAGGGAUCCUCCCUGCAGAUGACAAUGGCCUUUCAGAUCCAUUUGCGAGAGUGGUGUUUUCGACUCAUUGCCAGACCACCAGGAUGCUGGAGGAGACACUGAGCCCCAUGUGGAACGAGCUGCUUCUGUUUGACCAGCUCAUUGUUGAUGGGAAAAAAGAAGAGUUGAAAACAGAGACCCCCAUCAUUAUAGUCAACGUUUUCAGCCACAAUAAAUUUGGCUACCCCGAGUUCCUCGGCCAGGCCUUUGCGGUCCCGCAGGUGAAGCUGGUUGAUGAGCUGUAUGCCAGGCCUGCCCUGCAGUUCUUUGAUAUCUACAAAGGCACCAAAGCAGCGGGAGAGCUCAUUGCCACCUUUGAGCUGAUUGAGCUGGAUUACAGUGGCUAUUUGGAGCCAUCAGUGCCUGAGGAUGUGGAGCCCAAGGAACCUGACUACUUGGGAGACCCCUGUGCUGGACGAUUCAUCAUCCCUGAGGGCAUCCGCCCAGUGCUGAAGGAGUUUCGCAUAGAGAUCCUGUUCUGGGGCCUGCGGGACCUGAGGCGGGUGAAUUUGUUCGAGGUGGAUCAGCCCCAGGUGAUCAUUGAAUGUGCUGGCAAGAAGGUGGAGUCAGAGGUGAUUGUGGGCUACAAAGAGAACCCCAACUUCACUGAGCUGGUCAAAUACAUGGAUGUGGAGCUCCCAGAGCAGGUCUACCUGCACCCUCCUCUCAGCAUCUUUGUGGUGGAAAAACGAGCGUUUGGGCGCACUGUGCUGGUGGGUACCCAUGUUGUGUCUGAUGUGAUGAAAUUCUCUCCCAGAGAGCUGGAGGAGGAACCAGAAGACAUGCCGAAAGCUGAAAAAGUCUCAUCCCAGCGUCUUCCCUCUCAGACUGUGAUAAACAUCGGUGGUGACCCAGGGCCCAGUGCUCACCCCCUGAAUCUUAUGAAGGCUCCUUUGAAGAAAAUUCCUAUCAAUAAGCUUGUAAAGAAGAAAGAGGAAUAUGAAGAGGAAAAACCAGACCUGGAAGAACUGGAUUGGUGGUCCAAGUACUACGAGUCUCUAAAGGAGCUGUAUAACCAGACUCGCAGCGAUGAGGAAGAUGCUGAGAAUGAUGACCUGAAUGAUGCAGAUGGAAGGAAUUUGAAUGCAUCCUCCAUUGACAUAGAAGCAGAAGAUGAGGCAGUAAUUGAAGCUGAACCUGCUCGACCCAAGAGAAAGCUCAUCGCCACCCUUCAGAUCUACAACUCUGAGCUGGAAAAUGAGUUUGGCAAUUUUGAAGACUGGCUGUGUGUUUUUCCACUCCAUCGUGGCAAAGCAAAUGAGAAUGAAGAUGGAAAUGAGGAUGAGCAUUUUGUGGGGAAGUACAAGGGGUCCUUCUAUGUCUACCCCACUGAUGAAGCUGGCACAGAGCACAAAGUCUCCAAGGGUGUUCCAAGGAACAGACCCAUCAAGGUUCUUGUAAGAGUUUACGUUGUUAAGGCUACGAACCUGUCUCCAGCAGACCCCAAUGGCAAAGCGGACCCCUACGUGGUGGUGACCGUGGGGCAGGAACAGAAGGACACAAAGGAGCGAUACAUCCCGAAACAGCUCAAUCCUGUGUUUGGAGAAGUUGUGGAGUUCACCGUCUCCUUUCCUGUGGAAUCAGAACUCACUGUGGCAAUAUUUGACCAUGAUUUGGUUGGAUCUGAUGAUCUGAUUGGGGAGACGAAGAUUGACUUGGAGAAUCGAUUCUACAGCAAGCACAGGGCCAACUGUGGAGUGGCUUCUCAGUAUGAUGUAAAUGGCUACAACAUGUGGCGAGACGCUUUUAAGCCCACUCAGAUUUUGGAUAGUUUAUGCAAGAAAAACUCGCUCCCUGCAGCGGAGUACAGGCGGGAGGAGGUCAAAGUGGACAACAAAAUAUUCAAGGUCCCUCCAGAGGCUUUUCCUGAAGCUGGCUUUGCCCUUCAGAGAAGCUCUCCGCUUCUGGUGGCUUUGGGUGCCUUGGAGGCCUCUGUGAGGAACAAGCGAGGAGUGACAGAUGAGAACUGGUCAGUGGAUGAUGAGCACAAGGCUUUGUACGUCCUGCAGCACUGGGAAGAGAUGCCAGGAUAUGGCUACAAGCUGGUACCAGAGCACGUGGAGAUUCGGUCCCUGUACAACCCGGAGAGCCCUGGCCUUGUGCAGGGCUCCUUACACAUGUGGAUUGAUAUGUUUCCAAAGGACGUCCCUGCACCACCGCCAGUCAACAUCAAACCACGACUGCCCAUCAGCUAUGAGCUUCGUGUGAUUAUCUGGAACACGGAUGAUGUGAUCCUUGAUGAUGUCAACCCAAUAACUGGAGAGCCUUCCAGCGACAUCUAUGUGAAAAGCUGGAUAAAGGGUCUUGACCACAACAAGCAGGAGACGGAUGUUCACUUUAACUCCUUGACUGGGGAGGGCAAUUUCAACUGGAGGUUCGUCUUCCGCUUCAACUAUCUCCCGACUGAGAAGGAGAUCAGCUACAAGAAGAAGGAUUCUGUCUUCUCUGUGGAGGAAUCAGAGUUUCGGGAACCAGCUGUUCUGGUCCUCCAGGUCUGGGAUUACGACAGGAUUUCAGCUAAUGACUUUCUAGGCUCCAUCGAGCUGAAGCUGCAUGAUAUGGUGCGGGCAGCCAAGAGCUCGGAGCAUUGCACCAUCAAGAUGGCCAAGGAGAACGCAACACCUCGCUUCUCCAUCUUCCGAAACAAGCGCAUGAGGGGCUGGUGGCCCUUCAUCAAACUCAAAGAUCAGGAAGACGAGGAGAGAGAGGAGAGGAAGCACAAGCGGAUGAAGAAGAAAAAGAGGUGGAGCAGCUCACUCAGACCAGAGGAUGUGGAGUUCACAGACCCCAGUGGCAACAAGUACAUCCUGACGGGUAAGGUGGAAGCAGAGUUGCAGCUGCUGACUGUGGAGGAAGCCGAGAAAAGUCCUGUUGGCUUGGGGCGCAAAGAGCCUGAACCCCUGGAAAAGCCCAACCGGCCAAAAACUUCUUUUAACUGGUUUGUGAAUCCUAUGAAGACCUUUGUGUUCUUCAUCUGGAAGCGGUACAAGAAAUAUAUCAUUGCACUCUUCAUUGUCGCUCUUCUGACCAUCUUCCUGAUUCUUUUGAUCUACACCAUGCCUGGAUACAUCAGUGAGAAGAUCAUCAAUGGAUAAAUGCUCUCCAGCACAGAACUACUCAGAGACGGGGGUGUUUAUUGGAAGAAUUGAGACUGGGCCAGAAUGUUUGAGACAGUCCUGCAGGUGUAAAGGCAACCUUCAGAGUGAGAGACCUGCCGAAGUGGCCUCUCUUUGUGGAGCUACGUUUCAUGCUAAGUGCCCAUGAGAUCUUAAGAAACCAAGUAACCGGCCUACUCCAUAUGGCAAACUCUCUGAACGACAGAUACAGCUUUGGAAAAAGAA